Vitrella brassicaformis is the source of this 1443-nucleotide messenger RNA. NCBI's taxonomy places the organism in Eukaryota, Vitrellaceae. The record is from the annotation of a GenBank genome assembly.
CACAUGGGAGCGAGGAUGAGGACACACAAGCGACGUUUGACUUGCAUCAAUUUUGAGACUGGGCAGCCAGGGAUUGGGUGAGAAGGAUGACCCGAUAGAGAUAGAUUGAGCUCUAGCUGUUCAGACAGACAGAGGGAGAGAUAAGGAUGGGUGGAUGGAGUCGCCGGGUAUGGGUAUGGCAGUCAGACAGACAGAGGGAGAGACCGUCGGAGGAUUGACAGGCUGACAGAUGGAUCGACCAGCUAGAUGAGCGAAGGAUUGCAACGCUCCCCUCCCCCCGGUCGCACAGCAAGGCACCAUCCAUGUACAGAUGGGACCAUUCGUGUACAUAUCUAUGUAAAUCGCUGAGACUGGGGGCGACAGUUCUGAGACGCCCCGCGCUUCGCUGCCGCUGACGGAAGCCAGCGAGGCGUGGUUCCACGAGUUGCCUUUGUGCCCAUUCUGGCUCGGUCAAUAACAUGUGGGUGGCUUCGGCUGUGAUCCUCUUGUCAUUGGUCUGGCCAACCAUAUGCAUCAGCCGAGAAGGAGGCCCCGGCCUGCCAUCAUUUGCACUGAGACGGACAGCCUUCGCCGACAGUGCAAAGGCUUGGCCCGGAGGCAUCCUGGAGGAAAAUGCCGCUCAAGCACGGCCACAUGCCACUAGCAAUGGCAUUUUCAUCCUGGAGCCCCCCAAGCUGGACGAGCAAUGCCUGGCGGACAUCAAGAAGAUCUGCCAGACGAAAUAUGUCUACUGCGACAUACUGCAGGUAUGUACUUGUGUACCUCUGUAUACGUUGAUGCAGUGAUGCGUUCAACUUGGUGCAGGUCGAGGAUAGUUUUACCUUCUGGAAGGACGGUGCAGUCAGGAAGUCACUUGCCCGAAUGACCGACGGGGCGGAGAUCGUCGUUGCCGGUGUGACGUACAGAAUCAAGGUCUCGGCUGGAUAUUUUGGCAUGGCAGUCUUCGCUGACGUCGAUAUAUCGAUGGGUGUGUGGGCGGGUGUGUGGGUUGGUGCGUGGGGUGUACAUUUCCUUUGUUGUCGUACAUUUCAUUUGUUUUGUCGAUGUAGCCGGCAUCCAAAGGCCUGUGGGGUUCCCUGCUCACAAGCUCAAGAGAUACACGUCACCAGGCAAAGCGAGACACAGCUGACUGAGCCGUGCCAUGCAUAUGUCUCCGUCUGUCAUGUGCGGUCAGAUGAUGAGCCGGUUAGGCUGAUGCCAGUGGUCAUCAAGGUGGCCAACAUCGCGCACAAGGGCAUGAGAGAGCUGCUGGCAGAGAAGAGGGCAUACGAGCAUCUGUGGCAACACAUACAAGACGGGGCCAUCGACCAAAGCAGCUUCCCUGAAAUCCCCCGUUUCUACCCAAACCCCAUUCCGGGACGCCUGGCGAGCUACCUUAUUAUCGACCAGAUGGACGGCAUUGCCCUUGGCGAGGUGCUCGCGAUGAUGCGGAACCGGAAAUAG